Molecule: messenger RNA, 5239 nt
Organism: Styela clava
Lineage: Eukaryota; Metazoa; Chordata; Ascidiacea; Stolidobranchia; Styelidae
Product: oxysterol-binding protein-related protein 9-like
Cellular component (GO): cytosol; membrane; Golgi apparatus
Molecular function (GO): sterol binding
Source: RefSeq, a predicted model, not a curated record
UCCUAUUUUUUUUUUAGUUCUUAGCUUUGUAGAAUAAUUCUAUUGAUUAUGGGUUCAUAUAUGGAAGGUCCACUAAGCAAGUGGACAAAUGUAAUGAAAGGAUGGCAAUAUCGUUGGUUUGUAUUAGAUGACAAUGCUGGUCUGCUUUCUUAUUACACGUCGCGUGAAAAGAUGAUGCGAGGAUCAAGAAGAGGUUGUGUUCGACUAUGUUCAGCUAUUAUUGGUAUUGAUGACGAGGAUGAUUCAACUUUUACAAUCACUGUUGAUCAAAAAAUUUUUCAUUUUCAAGCUAGAGAUAGAGAAGAGAGAGAACAGUGGGUAUCUUCGUUGGAGGAUACAAUCACCAGACACAGUAAAAGACUUCAUGAUGUGCAGUCAUCUUCUGGUGCUUUAGAAGAUUUUGAUAAAAAGCUUGCAGAGGCGGAUGCUUACAUGAAAAUAUUAAUUAAAAAAGCAAAAGCUUUUGAAAGAAAAUUAAAUAUGACUGAAAACCCGGAGGAAAGACAGAAAUAUGAAGGAAUGCAGAUUACCGCCAUGGAACUUGUGGAAUCUGUAAAACAGUCGAUUGUAAUGUUGCAAAUAGCGAAAAAUGCAAUUGUUCCUGCUGAUGAAACUCAUAUAGAAGCUCCUGUAUCUUCAAAGGAAACUGCUCACACAGUGCAAUUUAACACCACUGGUCCUCAAGUCUCUGCUGGCACUGACCUACCAAUAGAAGAUACAGCCGUAGUCAAUAAUGGUCAACAAAGUUCUGUGGAAGCAAUUGUAAAUGGGAUUCAUGAUAUUACUGAAAAAGAUAGCAAUGAAGGUAUUCAGCCACCUUCCAUCGAAAAUCUUACCAUUGACUCAUCACCUUCACCUGCAUCUGGCACACCCGAGGCUGUUGUACAAGAGUUGGGAGCUGCAUCAAUCAGCCAAGAAUUGCCUGAUCUUCUUAGUAAAGAAACAAAGAUACAAGAACGAAGUUUUAAUCAUACCGAUGAAAGACCUGCUGCUAGUAUAUACACAGGUCAUGAUUUUCCAACAAAAUCUUAUUCUAGUAGUGACGAAGAAGAUGAUGAAUUCUAUGAUGCAGAUGAGAGAGUAGGUGAAAGUGACGAGGAAUCUCUAAAUAAACCUCCCAUGCCUAUCAGACAUGAUCGAUCUGAACCUGUGCUACACCAGAGCAAUGAAGAUCUGGUUCAAAAUGAUGUAAAAAACAUAGAAUCAUUGGAUGAUAUUUACAUGCAAGAAGAUGACCAUGCUGCAAAGGACGGGGAAUCAGUGGAAGAACACAAAAGUGUUAUCAUGCAUUUAUUGUCACAAGUUAAGCUGGGAAUGGAUCUCACUAAAGUAGUGUUGCCAACAUUUAUUCUAGAAAGGAGGUCACUUCUAGAGAUGUAUGCAGAUUUUUUUGCCCAUCCUGAUCUUUUUGUUGGUAUUACAGAAGGCCAAACACCGGCUGAUCGAAUGGUACGCUGUUUGCGAUGGUAUAUGAGUUCUUUCCAUGCAGGACGAAAAGGUUCCGUAGCAAAAAAGCCGUACAAUCCAAUAUUAGGUGAAUCAUUUCACUGCUUUUAUAAUUUACCUGAUAUGCCUCCAGAUGAGUAUAAAGUAUCUGAUGGUCCAGUACCUUGGGCACAUCGUAACAAUGUAUCAUUCACUGCUGAGCAGGUUUCUCACCAUCCACCGAUAUCAGGAUUUUAUGCUGAACAUGUGAACAAACGCAUACAGUUUAAUGCCCACAUAUGGACAAAAUCAAAGUUUCUUGGUUUAUCAAUAGGUGUACAUAACUUGGGACAAGGUUGUGUGAGACUUCUUGAAAGGGAAGAAGAAUAUAUAAUGAACUUUCCGAAUGGAUAUGGAAGAUCAAUUCUCACUGUUCCUUGGGUAGAGCUCGGAGGUGAUUGCAACAUAACCUGCGAGCAGACGGGAUAUACUGCUAAUAUUACAUUUCACACAAAACCAUUUUAUGGCGGAAAAGUUCAUAAAAUCUCUGCAGAAGUUUUAGCGCCGAACGAGAAAAAACCAAUCAUCACUAUUGAUGGUGAAUGGAAUGGGAUUAUGUACAUGAAAACUGGUAAAGGCAAAAACGAAUGCUUCAUAGAUACAAAGAAAAUGCCUACAGUUACAAAAGUUGUGAAAAAAAUUGAACAUCAAGAAAACAUGGAGUCUCGUAAACUUUGGAAAGAUGUCACUCACAACUUAAAAACAAAUAAUAUUGAUGAGGCAACUGCCGGCAAAAGAAAAUUAGAAGAAAAACAAAGGCAAGAUGCUAAAUAUAGGCUGGAAAAUAAUAUAAAAUAUGAUACUAUCAAUUUUAAAGAAGAUGAAAGUGGAAACUGGAUUUAUAAAUACCCACUCAUCAAUAGAAUAUAAUUUUACUGCAUGUUGCAGCUGUUUUUAUUGUAUUUCAUACCUUUAUUAUCAAUUUAGUGAUAUUUAUCACUUGUCUAGUGGACUGCAAACAGUCGCUGAAUUCAUUCUAAAGCAAUGGGCUCGAGUCAUUUAAAUUUCAUCCUAUGUGGGAAAAUGAAAAGUGCCAUAGCAAACAAUUUUUAACAUCAGGUCUUUCAGAAUGUAAUCUAUUCACAAAAAUUUAAUUUUUAUAUUAUCAAAAGUAAGGAUAAAUUGGUAAAUAACUGAACAUUGCGAUACUCAUUCUGACAGGAAUUACUAGAAAUGUGCAAAUUUAGGCAUUGAGUGACCACGUUUACCAUAAUGCCUAAUGUUAAAAAUUAUUUGUUUAUGCCUGUUUUUAUAUUUCAACUUGGAAUGGAUUUUAAAUAACCGAGGUCUGUUGAUUGCUUUGUCGCUAACCAUAUUUGACUUUAUUUUUAAUUUUUAAAAUUUUUCCCAAACAUGCAUGUUGAUUCUUUUCUGCCCGCAGCACUACCCAUGGAUGAUAAUUGUAUUUCCGUCUAUGGUUCACAUUUUACCAAUCUUAGCUUGAUAUGAAAAACCCUAAUUGAAAAUAUUUCAAAAUCAAAUCAGAUGGAUAAACAUAGGCUACUAAUGGAUUUUUUGUUGAGAGGUUUGUAAUCUACAAUUCAUUAUCAUUCGGACCUCCUCUUGUCUCUUAUAAUUUCUAAAAUGCCAUGACACAGUGUUAUACUACUGCUGCUGGGGUAGUUUCUGAACAAUGCCAAAGUUCGUCAUCAAGUUGGGAUUGAUGAACUGAUGACCUUCCUAGUGGGUUCACUUGAAGUGGUUUAUGGUGCUGCUGAUUUUCAUUCUGUACAAUGGUGGUUGUACCAAGUACCAACGUGUAGUUCUCUCUGAAUUUUAUGGGAAAUUAUCAGUAAAUUCAAAAGUUGGCAUUGGUGUAAUUCGAAUCGAAAAACAUUACUGUUUUUUUUCUUAUUUUGCUGAUAUACUGCAACAUACAUGGCUUGGUUGAGUAAUUUUGUUAGGAUAUAAUCUCAAAAGUAUUAAUUUCAGUCAAUACCAAUUAAUUUGAUAUAACAUAAUUCAUCAAAAAACUUAUAUUCAACUUUUAAUGCGUAGAGUUAGUUUUAGUAUGUGAUAGAACAUUUUGAUUAAUCACCGAACACUGAAUAAAAUAUAUUCUAAAUAUAACUUAUAAAACUGAAUUAUUCAAACAUAUUAUAGUCUUCAGAUAUGUCUGCAUCUUUUGUGUUUUAUUUUAUUGUGUUAUUGCUUUAUUACGAUUUGACAAAUAUUUUAUAUUGGCCUAUGAGUUAGUUACCUGUUAGUACUGAUCCUUUUUCCAUUGAAUUUAACUUUAAACUUGAUCUAAUAUGUACAUUUAGUUCAAUUGUUGGAAUUCAGCUAUUAUUAGACGACAUAUGUAUAUUUCCAGUAUUGGGUGAACUUAUUCAAAAUAAAUAUUUUCUAUUGCUGAAACUGGAAGCAACGCAGUUUUAUUAGAGCUGUUACUGGUGAAAAUCAUUUUGUCAGUUAUAUGCUCCACCGGACCAAUAUUCACAAGCACUUGUUACAGGGUUUCAUGAUGUGUGAAAUUAUUUCUGGUUAAUUUCCUUCGAUAUGUGGUACAAAAUGAAAAGAUUUAUUAUUAGACCUUAAUGCCUCAACACAUCCUCAUGGUUUCAGAGCUCAUUUAUUGGAUGAGAAUUGUUUUGUUGUGUUAAAUUUCACAACAGGCAUAAACAUAAAAAUGGGAUAACGCCAAUAAUACAUUAAGGCACAGAUAUAUGUGCCAUUUUGUCUCAAGAUUGAUACCGGUAGUUAAACAAACAUUUCAGGCCCAGUCUGACCAAAUUUUAAAGUAUUUUCGAGAUAUUUCGAGAAUUAAUGUCUACCUGGUCGUUUAGUCAAAAUCCUGUGUGAAAAAAUGGAAUGCACAGUGAUAGGGCAGGAUACAUGUUUAAUUUAACUCCUAUGUUAGAAACAUCCAGAAACUUUUGCGAUGAAUAUAUACAUCAAUAUUGUGAAAUUUGAGUACUUAGACAUACCGGUAGUCAUUUUAUGUUGUUAUCUGUCAUGAAAAUGUCUUCAAUGUAUUGUGUUGCCAAGGUGGUAUCUAAUUUUAAUUCAAAAGUAGCAAAAUGUUGUUAGUCCUUUUGUUCCAACAUUGUAUAACUGUCUACUAUGUCACAUGUUGUUAUUCCACUGCACAUAUUUUUGCUAGUUUUAUUGAUAAGUUGGGUAAUAUCAUCACUUUUAACUCUGUUUGGUUUUCUAAAUAUUUAAAUACUUUAUGUAGGGUUUGUGUGUAGCAUAUCGUAAACUCAUUAGAAAGAAUCUAAAAAGUUGACAUCAAUGCAUGAGUUUUAUCACAGUAAUAAUUUAAAUAUGAUCAUAUUUCUUUCGGUAGUUCAAACUUUUGAUAGAAUGAAUUCUAGUUAUCUCCCGUUAUGUAGCAAAUCUAUUUGUUAAACUAAAAUAUUUAAAAUUAUACCAGAUAUGCAUAUAUUGCUGCUUGUCAUGAAAAUUAUCAAAUGGGUUAUAUAUUCAUAAUCGAUUUUGCAAUUGACAGCCUUAAAAAUGUUUUUUUUGCUAUUAUUUGUAGUAUUGUGUCCAUCCAGUAUGUUAUACAUGAGAUUUGUUUAUAAUCUCACAUAGGGUAUAUGUUAGGUAGGUGAAUUUUAUAGAAGUUUCAGUAUAACUCUUUAUUAAAAUUAUUUCAAGUAAAAGUUUUGGUUAGGUAUUAGGCCACUCAUUUUGGCGUGGGGUGCUAUGUCAAUGCCGAAAUGUUAACAUGAUUUCAUUGCCAGCUAUGUUAGGUUUUGAAUUGCAUAUGUUUUAAUAUUUAUGUUGCAAAUAUAUAAAUUCAAACGUA